Mesocestoides corti is the source of this 207-nucleotide messenger RNA. NCBI's taxonomy places the organism in Eukaryota, Metazoa, Platyhelminthes, Cestoda, Cyclophyllidea, Mesocestoididae. The record is from the annotation of a GenBank genome assembly.
AUGUAUUCAACACGUUAUUUUGUGCUUGCAUGUUGUGAAAGCAGUCUCGCUUCACUUCCUCCUCGUGACCUUCCAGCAUACGUCAUGGCCGGCGUGAACUCCCUCUCCAACACCCAACUAGGGCGGCGGCGGCGGCGGCGGCGGCGGCGAAUAGACUACCAGGAGGCCGCUGAGUAUCGUGUUGUUGAGUCUGGUGGGGCCGCCCUC